UAACAGACCCUCCAGCAGCAGCCCAGCUCUCUCUCCCUCCCUCUCUCUCAUUCUCGCUCUCUCACUAAUUUGACUCGAAAACUCUCGUAAAAACAAACCAAACCGAAACCGAAUCUAACCGAACCGAACCGAACCGAAGGCAAAUCGAAGAUGACGGAGGCGAUGAUCAGAAAGAAACCGGGAAUGGCGAGCGUGAGGGAGAUGCCGGUCCUUCAGGACGGACCGCCACCUGGCGGUUUCGCUCCGGCCCGCUACGCUCGCCGGAUCCCGACAGCCGUAUUCACGGCCGCUCUCGGCGCUUUCUCUUGGGGCAUGUACCAGGUCGGCAAGGGCAACAAGAUCCGCAGGGCUCUCAAGGAAGAGAAGUAUGCUGCGAGAAGAGCGAUACUUCCCAUGCUUCAAGCUGAAGAAGAUGAAAGAUUUGUCAAAGAGUGGAAGAAGUACUUGGAAGAGGAGGCGAGGAUCAUGAAAGACGUUCCUGGGUGGAAGGUUGGCGAGAGCGUCUACCACUCUGGUCGGUGGACUCCUCCGGCGACAGGCGAACUUCGCCCUGACGUCUGGUGAGAAGGGGAGUUCAUCAAAUCGCGGAUGUGGUUCUUCGUCUUCUUCAUGUGGAAGUGCACAUUGCUUGAAUAAAUUGCUUUUUGUGUACUUCGAAAUUCCAUGUGUUACCAUGUUGUUCCUUUGUUAUGAAUUCAAAUGUACAAGUGCAAAUGUUCGUUGCUUCUUGUUUGGGUAAAUUCCAUGAAAUAUUUGGUAAGGACUUACUUUAUAUAAGUAGCCGGUGAACCUUCUUCCCCCUUUAA
Messenger RNA from Asparagus officinalis (garden asparagus), 806 nucleotides. Its product is annotated as NADH dehydrogenase [ubiquinone] 1 alpha subcomplex subunit 13-B-like. The record is from RefSeq and is a predicted model, not a curated record. NCBI's taxonomy places the organism in Eukaryota, Viridiplantae, Streptophyta, Magnoliopsida, Asparagales, Asparagaceae.